Messenger RNA from Guyanagaster necrorhizus, 1155 nucleotides. RefSeq lists its product as uncharacterized. The transcript has 7 exons. Bases 1 to 978 code for a protein of 325 amino acids. The record is from RefSeq and is a predicted model, not a curated record. NCBI's taxonomy places the organism in Eukaryota, Fungi, Basidiomycota, Agaricomycetes, Agaricales, Physalacriaceae.
AUGAGCAUCACAUAUUCAGAGAGGCGAGAGGUGAACACACGCCUACAUUGGUGCAUGCGUCCUUCAGCUUCAUCUCCGGUCCUUCGCAACCAACUUUGUCACCCUGGAGCCAGGGCAAGACCAACGAGAGGAAAAGCUCUCGCCCUCUUCAUGACCUCUGCGUUCCCUCAACACGCCUCGAUCUCCCAAUUGAUAUUUGAUACACAUACACACCUUCUCUCUGCGUUUGCUUUGUUUCACUCAGAGUGUCCUGAUGGGCAACAAGACAAAUUUCGCCUUGGCAAAGGGGUAGUCGAUGUUGUCGAUUCGUCAUCGGUGCUCAGCUGUUUGUUCUUUGACUUUGAAACCGCCUCUCGUCGAGUCCGAGAUUCCCACUGCGUUGUCGCAUCCAUCCCUGGUGAGAUCGGGCUGGACUGCCAAUACACGCUUUCGCCGCCAGAUGUCCAGCAACGGGUGUUCGCCCGUCAGCUACGGAUACCUGUGGAUCGCGUGCCCAAGGACCGCCGAGUCCACAUUCACUGCUUCACCGACAUUGCUGCCUUUGGCCUCCGCCUCCUCGAUCACUUCCCGAACCUCCACAUCGGCGUGACGGACGUCGUCUGCUAUGCAUCGAACCUCAACGCUCCUCAAGCAGGUGGCAGCCACCGACAACAAGCGAAUCCUGCCGGAGACCGACGUGCGGUAUAUGGUCUCAGCGAACGUGUAGGCGUGCUGGAGCCGAAGCAGUCAAGGUUGUCAUUCUCCCAUUCGCCGAUGAUACCCUGGACUGAAGUGUUUGCAGCGGAUGCUAUGAGCGAGGGGUGGGAUACGGAGCGGGUGUUGGAUCUGGCGAAGGAGUACUCGGAGGGUAUAUGGGGUGGAAGAUCUGAUGUGGAGGACGGGAAGAAAAAUAUCAUUGGACGCGAUAUAAUAUAUUUAGUCUUGAAGCUCAUCCAAGGCACGGCGCACCAGUACUCCGCAUUGUCACCUUCCGGGUAGAACCUCCUCUGCGGUUGGCUAUAGGCUAGAGUGAUUGCAUGAAACAGGAGAAAGGAUGUGGACAGGAAAGAUUGGAUGUUAGAAAAAGUGGUACUCGGGCCCGAGCCUGUAGAAUCUGACGACGAGGAGCUCUCAGAGAGACGAUCGCCAUUGUGUGAUGGGGGAAUAACUGUCACA